AUGAAUUCUAAAAUUAAAGGUAUAACGAAUGAUAUAACAUCAAUUCCACCAGAAGAACAGAGAUAUUACGCAUUAAAUGCAUUUCCUAAAGUUUUGAAGAUUGGAAGAUUUAAUUUAAAUGAGGAAUUCAUAGAAGGUUUCCUAAAUGACAUAAUGAAGAAGGUGGAUAAGGAAUAUGUUGAUGAAAAAGAUAAUGAAAUUAAAGAAAAGGUUGAAGGGUAUCAUGAAUGGACAUUGGAGACUUUUAAAGUUAAAGCUGAUACAGAAUGGGUUUCAGGAUGUUUAGACCUUAAAGCAGAUAAAACUUAUGUUAAUACUGAGUUAAUGAAGAAAGCAGAUUUAGUUUAUGUAAAUACCGAGUUAAACAAGAAGGCAAAUUUAGUUUAUGUUGAUGAAAAAGAUAAUGAAAUUAAAGAAAAGGUUGAAUGGUAUCAUGAAUGGACAUUGGAGACUUUUAAAGUUAAAGCUGAUACAAAAUGGGUUUCAGGAUGUUUAGACCUUAAAGCAGAUAAAACAUAUGUUAACAAUGAAUUAAAUAAGAAGGCAGAUAAAACAUAUGUUAACAAUGAGUUAGAGAAGAAAGCAGAUAAGGAAAAAGUUAUUUCAUUCAUUAAUACUGAGUUAGCAAAGAAAGCUGAUAUAUCAUUUGUUAAUGAAGAAAUAAAACAAUCAGAGGUCUAUUUUACUCCACCAUUUUUAAAUUUUAUGAAAUCAUCAGAUAAAACCUUUGAUAUAGAUUCUUUUGAAUGGAUAUGUUUCGAUGGAGUGACCACGUAUUUAUUUUAUACAGCUGGAGUGCUUUAUUAUUUUAAAACAAAUGAUUUUAAAAACUAUGAAUCAUUUACUCCAUCUGUUUUGAAUCCUGAUACACGAAAGCCAAUCAUUAAUCCAAGAAUUUUAUAUGUUGAAUAUAAUAACGGUAAAUUUAUGGGAAUGAUAACGGUUGGAGAUGAUUUUUGCCCUUGUAAUUCAUUCGAUUGUAUCCAAUGGUUCAAAU
This is a messenger RNA of Trichomonas vaginalis G3, 997 nucleotides long. RefSeq lists its product as uncharacterized. NCBI's taxonomy places the organism in Eukaryota, Parabasalia, Trichomonadida, Trichomonadidae. The transcript has a single exon. The annotation marks the transcript as partial. The record is from RefSeq and is a predicted model, not a curated record.